This is a messenger RNA of Camelus dromedarius (Arabian camel), 3897 nucleotides long. RefSeq names its product FERM, ARH/RhoGEF and pleckstrin domain protein 2 (gene FARP2). The transcript has 28 exons. The coding region runs from base 110 to 3454 and encodes 1114 amino acids. Gene Ontology annotation, molecular function: guanyl-nucleotide exchange factor activity. The record is from RefSeq and is a predicted model, not a curated record. NCBI's taxonomy places the organism in Eukaryota, Metazoa, Chordata, Mammalia, Artiodactyla, Camelidae. Gene Ontology annotation, cellular component: cytoskeleton.
GGUGGCCCGCGGGCCGCCGGGAGCGGGCGGGGCCGGCGCGGGAUCCCCAGGCGGCUGCAGGCGACGGCGCGGGACGGGCCUCGGUGUACCCUCACUCCGCUGGUGAAGAAUGGGGGAGACCGAAGGGACGUACAGGGCCCUGCAGACCCCAGGGACGCGCUUGGGUGCCCAGACCCCCGCGGGCGUCAGCACCCUCGAGCCCGGGCAGACCCCCACGUCGGCGGCGGCGGUGCGGACCCCGGCCAGGUUGCACAUCCGGGUGCAGCUGCUGGACGACACCAUGGAGGUGUUUGACGUCGAGCCCAGGUGCGGCGGGCAGGCGCUGCUGACGCAUGUGUGGAGACGCCUGAGCCUGAUCGAGUGUGACUACUUCGGGCUGGAGUUUCAGAGCGCGCAGGCCCACUGGAUUUGGCUGGAACCCAUGAAACCCAUCGUUAGGCAAAUACGAAGGCCAAAGAAUACAGUGCUUCGCCUGGCAGUGAAAUUUUUCCCACCUGAUCCGGGUCAGUUGCAAGAAGAAUACACACGAUACUUGUUUGCCCUGCAGCUGAAGAGAGACCUGCUGGAGGAGCGUCUGACCUGCACGGACAGCACGGCUGCCUUGCUCACGUCCCACCUCCUGCAGUCGGAGAUCGGAGACUACGAUGAAGAGCUGGACCGGGCACACCUGAGAGCCCACGAGUACCUGCCGGGGCAGGAGCGCGCCCUGGAGAAGAUCCUGGCGCUGCACCGCGAGCACGCGGGCCAGACACCUGCUGAGUCGGAUUUCCAGGUGCUUGAAAUUGCCCGAAAGUUGGAAAUGUACGGCAUCAGGUUUCACACGGCCUCUGACCGGGAGGGGGCCCAGAUUAAGCUGGCAGUCUCCCACACGGGCGUCCUCGUCUUCCAGAGCACCACCAAAAUUAACACUUUCAACUGGUCCAGGCUCCGAAAGCUGAGCUUCAAGAGGAAGAGGUUUCUGGUCAAGCUCCACCCAGAGGCCCACGGCCCUUACCAGGACACGCUGGAGUUCCUGCUGGGGAGCAGAGACGAGUGUAAGAACUUCUGGAAGAUCUGUGUGGAGCACCACACCUUUUUCAGGCUUUCUGAUCAGCCAAAGCCAAAGGCCAGAGCGGUCCUCUUCAGCAGAGGGUCCUCCUUCAGAUACAGUGGAAGAACUCAGAAACAGCUUGUGGAUUACGUGAGAGUCGGCGGGGUGAAGAGGACUCCGUAUGAAAGGAGGCACAGCAAGACUCGGGUGUCGCUCCACACGCUGACUGCGGACUUGCCAAGGCAGAGCAUCUCUUUCCCUGAGGGCAUGAGGACUCCUGCAUCCCCGUCGGCGACGAAUGCCUCCUCCUGUUCAGUCCCCGCCUCCCCGCCAGCCCCUCUGGGCCCGCUCCAUUGCCAGGACAGAGGCGGCUCCCUGCCGCCGCCCCCGGCUCCUGACGCCAAGCGGCCAGCGACAGAGAGGAGCAGCAGCCCCGACGCGAGCCAGGCCCAGCCCCCCCGGCCCCCUGCACUCCAGCCUUGUCAAGGCCUUUCUGUGGAGAGUCCUCUGCCUUCUCCUUCCGCCCAGAAGAGCCCACCGAGCCUGAGCCCCGCAUCCCAGGUGCCUCUGGGCCCAGCUGAGCAGGGCUUGAGCCCCGUCCUCAGCGACGCUGGCGGAGCUGGGAUGGACGACCAGGAGGAGCCGAGACACGAGUGCCCACCCGAGGACGAGGCCUAUUUCAUAGCGAAGGAGAUCCUCACCACGGAGCAAACAUACCUGAAGGAUCUAGAAGUUAUUACUGUGUGGUUCCGGAGCACGCUGGUCCAGGAGGACGCCAUGCCGGCUGAGCUCAUGCACCUGCUGUUCUCCAGUGUGGACCCCAUCUACGACUUCCACAAGGGCUUCCUGCACGAGGUGGAGCAGAGGCUGGCACUCUGGGAAGCAUCGGCCAGCGCACCGGGCGGCCGCGGCCGCUGCCGAAUCGGGGACAUCCUGCGCAGGAACAUGCUGCAGCUAAAGGCGCUCGGCGGCCGCUUCCAGAGGCUGGCGCAGGUGCUGGAGGAGCUGGAGCAGGCCAGCCGGCACCUGAAGAGGCUGGAGGCCGUGUGCCGGGAGUUCGAGCUGCAGAAGGUCUGCUACCUGCCGCUGCACGCCUUCCUGCUGAAGCCCGGCCAGCGCCUGCUGCACUACCGCCGCCUGCUGGGCCGCCUGUGCGCGCGCCCCGGGCCGGGCGACCCCCGCCCCGCCGACCGCGCCGACCGCGCCGACCGCGCCGACUGCCGCGACGCCCUCCAGGCCGUCACGGAGGUGACCUCCGAGCUCCAGCACAGCCUGGUCCGCCUGGAAAACCUCCAGAAGCUGACAGAGCUGCAGCGGGACUUGGUCGGCAUCGAGAACCUCGUUGCUCCCGACAGGGAGUUUCUCCGUGAGGGCUGCCUCCACACACUCACCAAGCAAGGCCUGCAGCCGAGAAUGUUCUUUCUGUUCUCAGACGUGCUGCUGUACACGAGCAGAGGGGCCUCGGGGACCAGCCGCUUCCGGAUGCGGGGCCUCCUCCCGCUGCGCGGCAUGCUGCUAAUAGUGCUGGACCCACCGGUGGAAGAGCGCCAGAACGAGUGGCCCGCCCCGCACUGCUUCACCAUCUACGCGGCUCAGAAAACAGUCGUGGUGGCAGCCAGGAACAAAUUACCUGCGAGAGCCCCUGGUCCAGGGUCCAGCGAGGGGCUGCCCCUCCUUCCUCUCCAAGCCCCGCAGCUCCAGCAGUGGGGGAAAUGGGCACCCUGCCCUUCUGCCCUCCACCCCGAGGGGGCUGCAGCAAGGAGCCCCUGGCUGCGGGGUCCUGCCCAGCAGCUGAGCCCCGGCCCCGCCCACAGCACCCAGCUGGAGAAGGAGAAGUGGAUGCAGGACCUGCAGGCCGCCAUCGACGCAGCCAAGCACAGCAGUGGCACGGCCCUGGGGCUGCCGGGCAGCAUGGUGUGCUCUCUUUCCCGCAGGUCCCCCGACGAGGUCUCUUUGGAGCAGGAGUCAGAAGAUGCUCGUGGUGCCGGGGGCCCCUUGGAGGGGCAGGGCCGGCACCGGGCCAACACCACGGUGCACGUGUGCUGGCACCGCAGCACCAGCGUCUCCAGAGCCGACCGCAGCGCCGCCGUUGAGAACCAGCUUUCAGGGUAUCUGCUAAGAAAGUUCAAAAACAGUAGUGGCUGGCAAAAGCUCUGGGUGGUCCUCACCAACUUCUGCCUGUUCUUCUACAAGACACAUCAGGAUGACUACCCCCUGGCCAGCCUGCCGCUGCUGGGCUACCAGGUGAGCAUCCCCAGGGAGGCUGAUGGCAUCCACAAGGAGCAUGUCUUCAAGCUCCAGUUCAAGUCCCACAUCUACUUCUUCCGGGCGGAGAGCAAAUACACAUUCAGGAGGUGGAUGGAGGUGAUCGAGAAGGCCAGCAGCUGCCCUGGGAGGGCCAGGCCCCCCGAGGAGGAGGCGUGAGGCCCACACAGCCUGGACAAGGACAGCGCCGAGGAAGGAGAGCAGGGCUGGCGGUGGGCGGGGCUGCAGGGCACCCAGAGGAACGUGUGUGCUGGAGGAGACACGGCCCAGCCCAGGCACUGAUGGGGCCAGAGCUCGCCUGCCCGCUCCAGGCCUGGAAUGGGAACCUCCAGCUGGAGCUGUGCCGUGCCCGGUGCCUUCAGGUGGGGCGAACUGGGGGGCGCAGGGCCCCUGCUCUGGCACCCACCCCACAUACCUCUGCAAAGUGGAAAGCAGAGUCCCUGUAACUGUCAGUCUUGAGCUGUGCUGUGCUGACCACGUGUGAAUAAAGGGCACCUCCCGUGUGCUGCUCCCCACUCCAGUGGGCCGGGUGUGAGCACUGUGAUGACGCAGAUGCCUAGAACAGGCCUCUGGGGGCCAGACUGGGAGGGCCGCCCAGCACU